AUGGUGCUUUCCGGGGUCCCUGUCGUCGCGAUGAUACCUGGGAUAUCCAACAUGGUGGACAUUGGAGGGUUGUUCGAGUCUUCUCGUCUUCUGGACUGGGAAUUAGACUCGAUCAAAGCCAACCAAGACGAAACACUAGCAAGAUCGCUCAUCAAUUACCGCCAUCUUAAAACUGAGAUACAAAGUCAGUGCUUCUCGCUAAGCGCUCAACAAGAGAGACUCGAUGAAGAAAGUACGGAGAGCAGAGUUGAACCCUUAACUGUCUGGGUUAUGGGGUCUUGGGGAGCUCUCGAAUCGGUGGAUGGAAGAACCGAAGAUGCCGAGGAAUAUGCCAGGAAGAAGCGGGAAUUGGACAAGAAAAUCGUGAUGCUGAAGAUUCAAGUGUUGUGUUUAAAACAAGUACACGUGAGUUCCUGUAUACAGCAAAUUCAAGUAAGCGUCACGUUUUCAUUUUAGUUGUUCAUUCGUCACCUUUUAUACAUUAAUUUAACAACGCUGAAAAGACAUUCUUGACAGUCAAGACGGUCUAUAAGUCACUUUGGAUAAGAAAAUAGACUGGCUGUAACAGUACACAGGGCCAUUCCAUUUUAUAUCGCCCUUCCCCCUCCUCCCACAGAUGAAAUUUUCUGAAGGGGUCUGAUCUGAGAUUUUCCAUGGGGGUCAACACUAGGGUAUUACUCUGUGAGCUGAGAUUUCUUUCUGGGUAGGCUUUUAGUUUUUAUAAAGUCAUUUGCAUCACUGACAUUCAUGGGGCUUAAACAAGUCAGCUAUGCAGUCAGUGACAUGAAUGACUUUGUAAACUCUAAAAGCCUUCCCAGAAAGAACCCUAUGCUCAAAGGGUACCUGGAGAAUUUUUACGAAGGCAAUUGUUAUCCAAAAAGAAAAUACCAUUUUUGAAGGAGGAGAAUACUAAGAGUAAGGAGAAAGUUUCAUCAUCAAUAUACACUACAGAAAUUUUUGACACGGCUCAGGUGAAGUUGGUAUGGGUGCCAAAAAGGAGCUUGGCAAAUGUCAUUUACACUACACCACUAAAAAUAUACAGUGCCCAACUUUUUUGGCCCUGUAGGUUCUCUUGGAGACAUGCGCAGUUUAAAAGCAAAGAUGGCGGAUGAAGAUAUGUUUAUUUCACAAAGCUCAAAGCUUAACUAUCGACACCAAAAUUGGGAACAAUUUGCCAGUAAGACUCCUCUGCCUUACAAAAUGGAAGAUAAAAGGGGAACGUUUCACGUUUCUAGCGGCUAUGAUGAUAAAACCACCCACUGAUAGAAGAGUUUGGACAUUUCUGUAUACCAGUGACUGGCUUUGAAUAGCCAAGACAACUUUCAAAGUGGAGAACGAGCAGUCAUCUUGAAAUAUUUGCAAGAAAACCCUAGUAUUUAUGAAUAAUUUUAAAGGCUCACGUUUGGCCCGCCAAAGUGUUUUCACUACUUGUUCUGUGUGAGCCAUACCAAUUUUUCAGCACCUGUAACAUUUCACCAAUGGUCGGACUACCUCAUCGAAGGUCCCAACACAGGUAAAAAAUUUUGGCUUGGCACAGAUGAAAUUUGGUACAGACAGGUUGUUUACACUGCAAAUUUUAUCCGAGCCAAACCUUCCUUUUGGGGACCCAUUCCAAUCUCACCUGAGCGGUUCCAUAAAAUUUCUGUACUGUAAACCAGGCUAUAGUUUUUCUGAUAAAGAGUGCUAUUAGGGUAAAAAACACUAGAUUUAAAAGGAUUAAAAAGGCUCUUUUCAGAAGGGGGAAAAAUAUCCCCAUGUUUCAUACUGAAAAGGUUGAAUAGUCUGUACUGUAACUUGUUACUGUUGUGGCUCAGUUUUAUCCUUGGUUUAAUUUUUUCCCUUUGUUUCAAACUCAUCGCCAUACCUGUACAUAUCCCCCCAAAAAGGGAAAAUAAUGUUUUAACUAACUGCAGCAUCACCAUUGCAGUAAUUGGAAUAGUGUUUUAGAAGUAUAAAUAUAAAACAAAUCUUUCGUCUUUUUCAUUUUAAAUCUUUAUUCAGGAAAUGGCAACAUUAGGCAGUAAGGCACCCACUCCUGCUGCUUUGCAGUUUCACAAAUUUCAAGAAUGGUCGCAGUCGAAUCAACAAAUAUUCAAACUACAGUCCAAAAUACUUGAUCUAGAAGCAGCUAAAAUCAGGUACAGUAUGUUAAAAAGUUGUUAUGUAAUAUGUUCAAGAAACAUGAGACAAAAAAAAAUUGGUCACAUAUUUUUAAUUUAAAAAUAUGAUGUGUUAGUGGAGCAUUUUUUACAAACACCAUUUGGAGUAUUUUAUGUAUCUUCUAAAAAAAAUAGUCAUUUAGAGAGGAGGCCGUUCGCAGAAGAAGUAGUACCGUUAUCAAAUUAAAGCAUGGUUGGUUUACUUUUUGUAUACAAAAAGUGCACACUGUUUAUACAACACUGCUCUGGUGUAUAUAUUUAGUGUACCUCAAAAAUACAUCAGAGAAAAUUCCCUCUUGCCACACUACCUCUGAUGUAUACUAUUUGAAUGUAUAGAUCACUGGUUUUCAAGGCUAUGAUGUAUUCUUUGUGUAUGCAGCUCUAUUGGACUCUAGUGACCUAACUGUUAAAAGGUGGUGUCAAUAAAUUUGUGUUAUCUAUGUGCAGAUUACACAAAGAGUUCUGUGUACGAGAAGGGAAAGAGUCAUCCCAGUCUUCUGUAACAACAAGACAGUCCUUUACUUCACAUCUGGAAUUAAAGCUGGGUGCAAAAGAGCCAGACAGCUCCUCAGGAGAGCUGAAACUUGAAGAACUUGUUGUAGUGUCAGAAGGUGCAAUGGCCAUUGCAAGUAUUUUAGACACAUUACUAGACACAAGCUACUCAAACACAAGCUUUGAAGCUUGUAAGUUGAAGGCUUACAUACGUGAAUGCUGGGAUGUGGAGAGCAUAGAUGAUGAGUUCCCUACUGGAGUACAUCCUGACAGAUAUCAGGAAUUUGUUGGCGGAAUGGCGCAAUAUAUUGUUGAUAAACAGCUCUUGCAUGAGAGGGAAAGCCUGUCUUAUGACAUGGUCUAUGUAAGUUACGUGUUCAGUCACUUCAGUGAAGUCUAAUCAUUAUAGUUUCUGUAUUUAUAAUGUAUGCUAAUUCUGAAGCAGAUCAAAUCAAUCACUUCUUUGCUGUUACUAGUUUGCAUUUCUGCGACAAUAAUUAUUAUUGGCAUAAAGAAGUUCUUAUAAUAUUAAAGAAGUUGUCUCAUGAAAUUGUGUGGAAUGUCAAAAUAACCACUAGUCUUAAAACAUUAAAAGAAGGUAUAAAUAGAAUAAUAAUACAAUAGAAGGCAGGACUGGACUAACUUGAAGAAGAUUAAAACAGAUUGAAAUUGAGGUUUUUGAAAACUUGUUAGCCUAACAGUUUUUCAAAGUUUAUUCUUGACUGGGUUGUCCCUAAGAUUUCAAGUUGCCAGGUAAAUACAAUAAGUAGGUGGGGAAUCAAACAGCUACACACGUAGGGAUUUUUUUGGUUCUAUAUUUCCUCUAUUUUCCUUUGAAAGUAGCUAAGGCUAUGUUCAUAUAGUAGCCGGUAGAAAUCCCCUAUCUCUGCCUCUUAAUGACAGCCCUGCUUGAUGUCUGUAAUGUUUGAUAAUGCUUAGGAGAGAUAUUUCUUUGACACGGAGUUGUGAUUUUGUAAUUUACCAGUAUUGUUCUCACUAAUGUUAAGUUUUGUUGAGAAUAAACACUUGUAAAUGGCAAUAUUAGCAAAAUAAACAAGACAGCCCUGAUAGUACAGCCCCUUUGAGAGAAAUCACCUUCAGUUGUUAUUUUUGUAGAGUAAACUGGAGCAGUACUUAAUGCCGUCUAUCUACAGUCUCGUUCAAGAUCACAUUAGUAAGCCUGAAGAGAACAACAGAAUCUCACAGGUUUAUUCAAGCCUUGAGCAUAUCACUCAGAUGCAGUUUGGCAUUAGUCCAGAGUAUCAAGACGACAGUGUUGUGCCUUUUUAUGCAGCAGUGGGAUGCAUGAAGAGUAUGACGCUGUCGAUACUUCCUUCGCGGAAGAUUCAUGCUAUUGUAAGUGCUGCACAGUCUGUGUUCAAAAAGCUGAAUGAGCUAUCGAUGUUGGAACACUCCAGACCACCAGGGGCAGGUAGACAUUAUUUAAAAACAAAUUCUCCUUUGUUGUUCCUAGUAAUGGAGAGUAAUAGCUUAAAUGUUAUGAGAAACCAUGAUCUUGGGCAUUCCUAACCUGUUUUUAAUUAUCAUAAAGCCCUCACAAUUUCUGAGCAUUGAUUACUACAGUGGGAGGUUUACUCUUUAUUAAAAGCUUAAAUGUUCAUUACUUGUUAGUAACAACAUUAUUUUCCAGUAAUGGAAGCCACAAAUUUUUAAAAACAUCAAAAAUAUUAUUCACUAAGUGUUAAAAAAACUAGUAAUAUCAGGUGAAAGUUCUGCUAAACAGGUUUUACUUGACUGGUUAUACCAUGGGAUUUCUUCCAUGCACAUACAUUUCCGACUAAAGGGUUAUGGGUGGUUGUUGUAACAGAGUUUGGAUGGUGUUUAACAAAACCACAUUCUAGGCCAUUUUCAAUCUUGCUAACCCUGAUUUCUAAACAUUGUUUAAUGUCAAAUGUAACUAGAAGGCUUUAACAGCCAUGAGGCUUUACAAACCAUCCAUAAAUCCACUUGCAAACAGAUUUGGCGCACUGACUUUCUUAAACUGCACUUUAACUUGCUGACUUCAUUCAAAUAAAAUUAUCCCUAGUGUAUUAUGCAUUGACUUGAAAGCAGUGAUUUUUUGUAAUGUUUUCUCACUCUCUCCCUCUUAACAGAUGAGUUCAUGGAUGUUUGGGUUUAUGUUGUUCUCAAAUCCAGAAUCCCUAACCUGGCCUCAACAGUUGCAUUUUUACGCAGGUACUCCAAUCCUAACCUGGCAUUCUCUGAAGCAGGAUAUUACCUUGCCAGUGUGGAGUUUGCAUGUCAGUAUCUGCGGCAGAUAAAUGAACAAGACUACAGAAACAAGUCACCACUAUUAGGGGAAAAGAUUGUUGUUUGUGAGCAAGACAGGUUUGCUAAGAUGGCAGAAGAGGAAGAUGCAGUAUUUGAACUUGUUUCAGUAGAUCAGUGGCUUCAUGGUUAUGAACUGUUUGCUGUGAAGGAGUGGCACUUGGAUCCAACAAGGUAAUAACAGGUUACUGUUUCAGGUGAUAUGCUUGGGUGCACUAUGUCCUGAUUCAUUGUUGCUGUGGGAUACUCAGUUGUACAAUUUAGUGAGGUUUUGCUACUGCAGAGCACAAUCUGCCAUUCCCCCCUCCUUUUUCCAAACCUGGGGCCUGUUUCUCGGGAGUCCCAAUAACUUUUCGGACCCGAAAAGCUGUUUUAUGUUUGCUGUGUUUGCAUUUAAGAUUAAAAGUUUCAAUCAUUUUGAAAAUGAUACAAUGAAAAUAUCAGUUAAGGAAGCAAAAUUGGCCGGUUUGUGGGCUAGGAACUGUGGUACUAUUCAACUGGUUUUGAUUUGAAAAUUUGCCUUCGGACCUGAAAAGUUAUCGGGCCUUUUGAGAAACGGGCCCCUGGUCAAUAUUUUAUGACUGAUUUACUUACACUGUAAGUGUCACUGAUUACUUUUGGUUUGCUUGACUUCUUUAUCUUUUGUUUGAAAAUGAAGAGAAGACCUGUAAGAUGUUUAUGUGCUUCCCUUGGAGCUUCAACUUUAGUCAACUAAGAUACCCCAUUGGUUAGAUUGAGCAGAGGAUGAUUUGUUACUCAAAUCUGAUAGUAGAAGGGUCAACAAUGAAUGGCCUAGGUAGCAUGAUCGUCUUGGUGGUCGUAGUCCUAAAUAGGUCUGUUGUUGACAGUGACUGAUAUUUCGACAAUCUGUGCGGUAGUCAUCUUCAGAGUAGAUUACGUCAGUUGAUGGUAUUAGGAUCUGUUGUUUGACCUGAUCGGUCAAUUAAGUCGUGAUGUUAUUGAUCGUCUAUCAUGUAAGCCAUGAUGUUGUUGGCUAUGAAGACUCUAACUGUUGUUGACGCGUUUUGAUCCGUCUUUUCUCACAGUUGAGCAGUCGUUUACUGUUAGUCAAAUUGUCGGUUAUCUGCGAGCAAGCUCUCCAUUUCGACUGGCACGCAAGGCGAGCCGUGAGACUGCGUGAGCAGGCGUUGACUUUUCACGACUCCCUCAAGUGGAUAGCUUGCUCGCAGGCCCGAUGGCCGUAUAUUGGCUAAUGCUUUCGUUACUAAUGUUGGUAGUGUCUAGCUGAGUUUGGUAAAAGUUACUUCAUAAAAUCCUUGUUCGUAAAUUGAUCUUGGUUUACACUAUCUUACUAUAUUUGUAGGUCAGUUUAUCGGACUGUCCUUGUACCUUCAUCCGACACAACAAAGAAAGUCAAAGUUUCUGUUAUCAAGUUGAAAGCAGAAAAAACUUCACUGGCACAAAUAGAAAUGCUUGAACAAGAGUUUCUCUGCCCAGGAAAUAAAAACGGUUUGCUUUGCAAUCACACGGCCUGUGGUAUUACAGUGACGCUAAAUGUGGAUCAUGUAAGGGAUGUGAUCACCCUAAUUCAAAUACCUGAUGGCGAAUAUGAUGCAUAUGAACAUUUAUUAGCAAGCUUUUGUUCACUGGACAAGCUGGCAUGUGGCUAUACUCCCCCUCCGAGAAAUUCACCUGCAGUUAUUGUAGAUAUGAGCACUGUUUCAGAAACCUUGGAAAGAAUAGAUGAUAUCGUGUCCAAAUCAUACAGUGCCCCCAAGUCUCACGGUGGUGGAAUUCAGGAUUUAAUCAAUGCACUAAUUGUAACUCUCAAGAGACUGGGGUAUUUGAGUUCUCUGAUUGAAUCACCUCUGAUUUACUCUAAGUUAAUUCAAAUGGCUGUUCAGAAGUUUCAGAUUGAUUAUAAUUCAAACUGUAAAUUAGCUGUACCGUUACUACCGAGUGAUGGCUUACUGUGUCCGGACACAUGGAAAUUAUUACAGCGUAGGCUUGCAAGAGAUGCAGUGGGGGAGUAA
Porites evermanni is the source of this 6934-nucleotide messenger RNA. Lineage: Eukaryota; Metazoa; Cnidaria; Anthozoa; Scleractinia; Poritidae. The record is from the annotation of a GenBank genome assembly.